This is a messenger RNA of Rhagoletis zephyria (snowberry fruit fly), 1152 nucleotides long. RefSeq lists its product as uncharacterized. Lineage: Eukaryota; Metazoa; Arthropoda; Insecta; Diptera; Tephritidae. The record is from RefSeq and is a predicted model, not a curated record.
CAGACGUGGUAAGUUGAGUUCCAUCAAUUUCAGAAAUAAACAAUUUUCUAACACAGUUGUAUUCUUUUAUUUCCCGCUCCACAGAAAAUCAGCCCAGCUAUCCCGAAAUUAACACUGGUCCUUAAAACCGGAUUUUCUCGAAGAAGGGAAAUUAAGACAACGACGCAUUGUUGGUGAAAAUUUAAAAUUCCGUACAUCAAUCAACUGCAAACAAACAGAAAAUGUCUCAAUUCGCCUGUGGUCUGUGUAAGGAAAAUCAUCCUCUCCGGUUGUGCGCCGAAUUCCGCCGAAUGACUCCCGAAAUACGGUUGAGAACGGCUCUCAUAUAUCGCUAUUGUAGCAACUGGCGUGGUCAAGGUGCCCGUCGUCGACGAAAUGUGCGAACUAUAAUAGAGCGACGAUCAGCAGCACUCCCCUGGCAGCAGAUGUUGGCGGUAUCACCCACGGUGUUAAUACGUAUACGUACUGCGGAUAGGUUCACCGCAGUGCGGGCUGUCCUCAGCCCCGCGAGUCCGGCGACCACAAUUUCCGCUGCUACCGUCGCAAGGCUGCGACUCCGUACUCCAGUGCGUGGAGCUGGUGGAGUAUGCUAUCUCACGCUACGUAAUAAUCUUGGUAGUCAUGAAGAGUUCUCCGUCUGCGCUAACACUGAGACCAUCAGCCCAACGCCGACCCCGCUGCGUUCGUUAUCGCAACAGACCGUGCAAGCCAUAAAGCAGCACCCGUUGAGAUGAUACUAGGCGCGGAUCUCUACGCCAAACUCUUACAGCCUGGCCUGAUGCCCUCCAUUGCGGGACAGUUGGUUGCACAAAAUACGCUACUAGGAUGGGUUAUUUCAGGCGUGACUCACUAGGCAAGCCUCAACACAUUUUAAUUGUAAUAUAUGUAGUUAAAUUAGAAAAUUGUAUUAGAUAAGUUUAUUAAGAUGAAUUGUACUUUGAAUUGCGCUUAAUAUAUGUGAGUAUAUAUAUGAACCUCUGAAUUGUAAUCCACUACCUAUGAAUCUAUUACAUAAAUUGUGAAUUAUGCUUUUCGCAGUAAUACUGCAAGGCGGGCGGAAUGUUCACUCCGUUCGCCAAAUGACAACCCUAACUUACCGCGUUCGUCAAAAAGCUCCGCUUACUACUCCAGGCUCUCUAAUGUUUAAGUAAG